GCCAUCUGCUGCUGCUGCUCUGCGGCGGCGUCUGCUCCCUGGUCGGCGCCCAGUCAGGCAGCGACGCACCUACCGACCUACUGUGGGAGGCGGGCGUGACCUCGGGUCAGCUGGGGGUGGCCAGGGUGGCCGGCAGGUGCGAGCGUCGGCCGCAGCCGGACGGCUCGGCUGCGCCCGACACCGCCUUCAACCUAUCGCCGGACACUAUCGCCAGCGUGCCCACAGCUCAGCUGGCCGGACGGUUUCCGGUGGACUUCUCGAUCCUGACAACACUCAGACCAAAGCAAGGGACCUCGGGCAUAGUGCUGGGCGUCUACAGCAAUGAGGGCGAGGACCAACUGAUGCUUACUGUCGGUGACACUGUGCAGUUGCAAAUUGCCGUCGGUGAUGGAAAAACGCAGACCGUCGACUUCCCGAUGAAUGUCAACGAUGGAAAGUGGCACCGGUUGGCCGUGGCGGUAAAGGGUGACUCGGCCAUACUCUUCUCCGACUGCGGCCAGCCGCUGAGCCAGUCGCUGGAGCGACCGGCUGGCCUCGAGUUCGACACGGGAGGCGUCACCAUCGUGGGCCAGCACCUGCUCGGUAGCCAGCCGUUCCAGGGAGACCUCCAGCAGGUGCUGAUGUCACCGAGUCCGGCAGCCGCUUACGACCAGUGCUCGGAGUUCUCUCCCGACUGCGGGGCGCCGCUGGCCCGGCGUCCGGCACGGGCGCCCCAGUUCACGUCCGACUAUGACGACUACGCCACGUCGCCGGCCGAGGGGGAUGACGCAGAAGAGCCCCAGGAGGGGCCGCCGCUGCCGGCGGGGCCUCCGGAAGAGGGGGCUGGCGGUGACGGCGGUGAAGCGGCGCCGCCUCGGCAGGGGUCACGCGGUCAGCCCGGACCACCCGGACCGCCCGGACCGCAGGGCGAACCGGGCAGAAACGGUCUGCCCGGCAGUAACGGCAUCGCAGGACCGCCCGGCAACAUCUUCAUGAUACCGAUCAACAACGGCAACGGCGAAAAGGGCCCGAACGCGCAGGCCGAGUCGAUGCGACUGAUGCUGAACCAGCAUGUGCGCACGAUGAAGGGCGUGCAGGGUGCACGCGGCAUGCCCGGUCUGCCGGGACCCGUGGGACCCACGGGACCGCCCGGUGUCAAGGGUGAACCCGGCGAGCCCGGCGAGCAGGGUCCGCGGGGUCGGAGGGGCGUGGCUGGACCGGCCGGUCGGAACGGCCGCCGCGGCCCGGCUGGCAGCGACGGAGAGCGCGGCCUGUCCGGCCCGACCGGCGAGAAGGGCGAGCAGGGUCUGCGCGGCCUGCCAGGUCUGCCCGGCGACAAGGGUCACCGCGGCCGGCGCGGCGGACCCGGCAGCCGCGGCCAGCCGGGCCGAGACGGCGCGCGCGGCGAGGAAGGACCGCAGGGCGCUCCGGGCGUGCCCGGCGAGAUGGGCGCCCGCGGCUUCCCAGGUCCGCGUGGCUUCGGCGGCCUGCCGGGCAGCCCCGGCAUCCCCGGCUCCGAGGGCCCCACCGGGCUCAAGGGCAACGCCGGUCCGCCGGGCCAGGCGGGUCCCUCCGGCCAACUGGGGCCACCGGGGCCCCCGGGCACCACCGGACCUCAAGGCUCCGUCGGUCCGACAGGCGCCGCUGGCCAUCCAGGCAAGCAAGGGCUUCAGGGUCUGCCGGGGGCCGAAGGCUCUCCAGGACUUCCGGGACGAAGCGGCACAACAGGCGCCAAGGGCGACAAUGGACUCCCCGGCGCCCAGGGUGCCGUCGGCUUUCCUGGAAGCAGAGGCAUGAAGGGAGACAUGGGAGCGCGAGGAGCCUCCGGAGAUAAGGGUGAAAAGGGAGAUCUAGGAUCGGACGGAUACAAAGGCGACAUGGGAGAAAAGGGAGAGCGAGGCGAGACGGGCCCGCAGGGCAUCCCGGGCCUCGAGGGACCGGAGGGAGCAAAGGGGUUCGAAGGUCCUCGCGGCGAAGUCGGACCGAUUGGCCUGCCCGGCGACAAGGGCAAGCUGGGCGCACCUGGCUUCCAGGGCUACCCGGGCGCGCCGGGCGAGAAGGGCGACAAGGGCGGCGAGGGCCGCACCGGCGAGACGGGCGCCAAGGGCGAGCACGGCCCAGACGGCAUCCCCGGCGAACGCGGCGAGCGCGGACCCAGGGGCUUCCGUGGCUCGCGCGGCCGCCGCGGUGCCCGCGGUCCCAUCGGGCCCAAGGGCGACACGGGCCAGCCGGGUCCGCCGGGGCCCCACGGCGAGCAGGGGCUGCUGGGCCCCGAGGGUCCGCGCGGCCACCAGGGUCAGCAGGGUCCGCCGGGCACCGACGGGAAGGACGGCGUGCCGGGAUCACCUGGGGAGCGAGGACAGCAGGGCGAGCCGGGCCCGCCAGGGCCGAAGGGUCCCGGCGGCGUGGUGGGCCCGCCCGGCCCCAUGGGCGAGCCGGGCCCCAACGGCGACUACGGCUCACCGGGACCUCCCGGGCCCCCGGGCGAGGGCGGACGGCCCGGUGCCGCAGGCAAGGAAGGCCCGCUCGGCCUGAUCGGACCUCAGGGCAAGACCGGCGCCAUCGGCUCUCCCGGUCUGCCCGGCUUCCCCGGCGAACGGGGCCUGGCCGGCUUGCCGGGUCUGCAAGGCCUGAAAGGCGGACUGGGUCCAGCAGGCAUCCAGGGAGUGCAAGGAGACAAGGGCCAAAUGGGUCCGUCCGGAAAAGAGGGACCUCCAGGCCCCCAAGGGUCUGUUGGGCUUACCGGAGGUCAAGGACCGGCUGGAACCAAGGGAGACCAAGGCGCCUCGGGCCUGCCGGGAGCUACCGGCCGAGACGGCCUACCCGGCCUGCGGGGCAUGCAGGGCGCGCCGGGCCCGCUCGGUGCCCCGGGCGAGCACGGAGAGAAGGGCGAGAUGGGGCCGGCCGGCGAAAAGGGUCACCAGGGCCAGCGCGGGGAAACGGGUCUGGCGGGGCCUACGGGCCCGAUUGGGGCCCGCGGCGAGCCCGGGCCCCCAGGCUCGCCCGGCGAACGGGGCCUUAUCGGCGAGAUGGGCCGACCGGGCCGCAAGGGCGAGACGGGCCCGCAGGGCAGACUGGGCGUGCCAGGGGCCGCCGGCCGCCAGGGACUGCCCGGAACGCCCGGCCAGAAGGGCAGCACCGGCGACCGCGGCAAGAAAGGUCCGGUGGGGCCGCGCGGUCAGCCUGGCGAGGUGGGCAAGACCGGCAGUGUCGGCCCGGAGGGUCUGCCCGGGCCUCUGGGUGCCGAGGGUCUGCAGGGCGCCAAGGGCGAGCCGGGCAACACGGGCCCACCCGGCCCCACGGGCCGUGACGGCAAGCACGGCGGGCCCGGCCGGCACGGCCAGAAGGGCGAGCAGGGCCUGACCGGCCUGCAGGGACCGCCCGGCAAGCGGGGCCCGCCCGGCCGCGAGGGGCCCAAGGGCAGUCCUGGCAACGAGGGCUUCCCCGGACCGCCUGGCGAAUCGGGCGUUCAGGGCACCAAGGGCGAGCCGGGUCUGCCUGGCCAGGACGGCAAGCUGGGACCCACCGGGCCGCCCGGGGACGCGGGGCCCAGAGGCGAGGCUGGCUUAGAUGGAGGGCCCGGCAAACCGGGUCCAGAGGGUCCUGCUGGACCUCAAGGAAGCGAAGGACUUGCUGGCCAGAAAGGAAACCAAGGCAUGGACGGUCCCGGGGGACCGCCGGGCCCUGUUGGACCCAGCGGUCUGCCGGGACCUGAGGGACCUCCAGGCAUCCGCGGCUCGCCCGGACCAGCGGGAGAGGGCGGUGCUACGGGAACGGUCGGCGAGGUGGGCCCGCCGGGAUCGCCGGGCGAGACUGGCCCGCCGGGCAGGCAGGGUCGCCGCGGCCGACCCGGGCAGAAGGGUCAUCGGGGCGAGAUCGGCCUGCCCGGCAAGGAGGGCGAGCUCGGCGAGAAGGGGGAGCCCGGCAUGAGGGGUCUGCCCGGACUGCCCGGCCUCAAGGGAGAACCGGGCCCGCUGGGCCCGGCGAGCAUGAAGGGCGACCCGGGGCCGCAGGGCCUGCCGGGCGUGGAGGGUCCGGUGGGCGAGAAGGGCAGCGAGGGCCCAGCCGGUAACAAGGGCGACCGUGGUCGGCCGGGCCCGGCCGGACCGCCUGGGCCGCCCGGCGAGCAACCAGUCAUACCGCCGGAGCUGCUCUUCCAGCGCUCCACCACCAAGGGCGUGGUCAGAAAGCGGCGGCAGACAGCGGAAGGGGUGGUGACGAAAGACAACAGCCAGUUCUCCUCCAAGCUGCUCGACAUGUACAGCAGUAUAUAUGCCAUGCGCCAAGACCUAGAGAGGAUCAAAAAGCCGAUCGGCACUCGGGAUAACCCAGUGCGAACAUGCCGGGACCUGUUCUACGGUCAUCCACAGUUCGGCGAUGGCUGGUACUGGAUUGAUCCCAACUUGGGAAUGCCGGAUGAUGCCAUAUUUGUCUUCUGCAACAUCACGAGUUCGGGUGAAACAUGCGUCUAUCCAGACGCCCACACCAGCAAGAUAACCAACAUUCCAUGGCGUAAGACUUCUGAACAGGCCCACUGGUUCUCGACCCUUCGGGGCGGCUUCAAGAUGACGUACGAGUCGAUAGGCCCCGUGCAGAUGACAUUCCUGCGGUUGCUAUCGGAGCAAGGCCGUCAAAACUUCACCUACACCUGUGUUAACUCGGCCGCUUGGUACGACGCGAACACGAAAAACCACGACAAAAGUGUUCAGUUCUUGGGAUCGUCCGGGGCGAUCUUCAGCAAGUCGAGAAACUCAAGAAGUAUUAGCGUGGCGGAGGAUGGGUGCAGGUGGAAGCGCGGCUCCAGCCGCACCGUGCUGGAGCUGACUUCGACCGACUUGCGCCAGUUGCCGAUUGAGGACUUCCUCCCGGUCGACUACGGCGUGCCAAGCCAGGCGUUUGGGUUCGAGGUGGGACCGCUCUGCGUGAAGUGAGCGGCGCCGGUCCGGGCCGAACCGCCCCGGGGAACGGAGGCGCCGCAGGUGGCGCUGCAGAACACAUCACGGUCGGCUGUGCACUGGGACACGAGGCGGCGGUGGGUGGCGGCGCUGCGCCCAGCGCGCAGGCCGCCACGCGCCACGCGGGGUGCGGCGGGUGCAGUGCUCGGCGAUAGUUGAGGUCUGGGCUGCAGACCAGCCUUAGGUAGGCAUAAUGCAUCCUUGUAAGUUAAGGCAUUGUUAGGAUUCCACUCAGGGAGUGGAGUGUGCCAUAAUGUUUUGUCAUCGCUAGGAUAAGAGCACAAGUACUGCCAUUUUUAAGAAAGUCAAUAAAAAUACGCAACGCUGAA
Messenger RNA from Pollicipes pollicipes, 5263 nucleotides. RefSeq names its product collagen alpha-1(XI) chain. The record is from RefSeq and is a predicted model, not a curated record. Gene Ontology annotation, molecular function: extracellular matrix structural constituent conferring tensile strength. Gene Ontology annotation, biological process: extracellular matrix organization. The transcript has 28 exons. The coding region runs from base 342 to 4910 and encodes 1522 amino acids. NCBI's taxonomy places the organism in Eukaryota, Metazoa, Arthropoda, Thecostraca, Pollicipedomorpha, Pollicipedidae.